AUGUCUUCCACAUCAUCACUAAGAUACCUCACCAUGGAGGAGCUCAACAAGACUGCACUGGAACAGUUUGUCUACCAGCCUGUGAGCCGUGACAUGAUCACCUACCUCGCCCAAGCCGCCCACAACGUCAUCGCUUGCGACUCGACUCUUAUGCCUCCGGCCCCUGCGGAACCUCGUCACAACCUCCCGACGCCUCCCCGGAGUCCCGAGCCCCGAACUGUCCGAUCCGAAGACGGAGCUCUUCCUACCCUUGAGGAGUUCAUCACACAACUCGUCGUCUCCUCUAACGUUCAGGUCCCUACUCUUAUGUCCACUCUCGUCUACCUCUGCCGCCUCAAGUCAAAGCUUCAGCCUAUGGCUCGCGGUCUUCGAUGCACCGCCCACCGCAUCUUUCUCGCCGCUCUUAUCCUUUCCGCCAAGUACCUCAACGACAGCUCACCAAAGAACAAGCACUGGGCCAACUACAGUCACAUCACGACCGAGUGCUACAACUUUGGCUUCAGCCGCACAGAGGUCAACCUGAUGGAGAAGCAGCUCCUCUUCCUCCUCGACUGGGACCUUCGCAUCACUGAGCAGGAUCUUUACCGGGAUCUCGACGACUUCCUUGAGCCCCUCCGCCACAAGAUUGCCGAGCGACAUGCCAGGAAGAUCCGACAUCGCGAGGAGAGGCGACAACAGAAGGAGGCCGACAACGCCUCAGCUCGAUAUUACAGCCCUGCCUCUUCCCGCGGCCAAUCCCGAUCUCGAGGAUCAACACCCGAGCAUGUCCGAAACCUGUCUGCUACUAGUACCCCUCCUGGCCUUAGCCACAGCAGCUCUUCUAGCUCUUAUGCCUCCUCUGUCUCUUCUGGUCGCGCUUACUCGCAAGCUUCUACUCCUCCAGAGCUUUCCUCCCACGAACCUUACUACUACGAAUCGCAACAGGGCAGCCUCUACGACUCACCUGUUCAGCUUGUCCUCGAUAACGACUACGCCAAGGCUCACAUCCCCAGUGGUCGCAUGCUUCCUUACGAGAUCACCGCCGAUGAGUACCAGCACUACCAGCAACUCCACGAGACUUCGUCCAAGAAGCAGCAGCAACAGCAGCAGCAGCAGCGUUCAAGACGUGGUAUGUGGGGUCGCUUCCUUGGUGGUAGCGUCGCCGCGCGAUGA
Messenger RNA from Fusarium sp. VM40, 1152 nucleotides. NCBI's taxonomy places the organism in Eukaryota, Fungi, Ascomycota, Sordariomycetes, Hypocreales, Nectriaceae. The record is from the annotation of a GenBank genome assembly.